CAGGCCAUGGUCCACGGGGCUUCUGCAUUCACCUCUCACCGUGUACUGAUGACGAACUGGCAGGCAGGGUUUUGGGGUACUCUCCUCAUCUCGCCCACGCCCACAGGGGUUCUGGGGCUGGCCAGGCCCUCCUUCAUGUAAAUAGCAGGGUCUGGCUCCAAACACACCCUCCCACCUAAGCUGGGCUUGUGUUUUACGAAGGUCCAGCUGCUAUUUUCUCUUUCAGGAGAUGAACAAUCAGUAUGUCCGCCGGGAGGUCUUCUGCCGGAACACCUGCCAUGAGCUCAAGCGCUUCUGGGAACGCGAAAUUGGCAAACAGACUUGCUACCGAGAAUCAGAGGAACAUCGUCUGGGGAGAAGUGCACUGAGAAAGCUCAGAGAAGAGUGGAAGCAGAGGCUGGAAACAAAGCUGAGGCUGCGGGGCAAUCCAGAGGAGGUUGAAAAGCGAGCAAAUGUGGGCUGAGAGCUUCCUGCUUCCUGAGCAGAGCGUGCCACGCUCCACGGCCACUCUGCUGGAAGUCAGUGCAAACCCGCGGUCGCUGUGCUGUCCCUACCCACGCUACUGCCCCCCUCCUGUGGGGAUUUACUUCCAGGUCCUUCCCAGCCCUCAGUGGGAGUUAUCUGCCGCCGCCGCAGGCCUCAGCAGAGGGCCAGGUUAGGACCCAAAUGCCUCCAAAGCUGAGAGACUUAAUAUCAAAGUCCCAUGCAGCAUGCUUAUUUCCAUACAAGUAUCUUCUAAUCUUAAGAUGCGGGUAGUUUACAUUCUCAGCACACUAGGAGAGACUCACACUAAACCCCACUCCGCAGGUGGUUCUGCUCCACCUUCUCAGCUAGGAAGCAGCUUUGUGUGCUCCUUUCUCUUUGUUCUUUUUAAGAAAUGCACCUAUCUGCAGCAGUAAAAGUACUGUGGAUAGUCAUUAAAAUAAGGUUGAAACACCAGAUUAAUCUAACAUUCUUUUUUCUUCACAUGAAUUUCAUUGGCUUGUUCAAACACGUGCACAGUCAGAUUAGGGUCACUUUAAUAAACCUGGUCUUCUCGCAAUCAC
Messenger RNA from Tupaia belangeri chinensis (Chinese tree shrew), 1046 nucleotides. RefSeq names its product family with sequence similarity 240 member A (gene FAM240A). The record is from RefSeq and is a predicted model, not a curated record. The transcript has 2 exons. The coding region runs from base 230 to 463 and encodes 77 amino acids. Lineage: Eukaryota; Metazoa; Chordata; Mammalia; Scandentia; Tupaiidae.